AUGGACCUCCCUGUAACGGAUUUCGGAAGCAGCGGACAAAACCGCGGCCUAUCAACAAAACUCUUCACCAUCCAUGGCUUAACUGCACAUAAGCGUAUUCAUACAGGAGAGAGACCAUAUCAGUGUGUUAUCUGUAGUAAGUCAUUCUCUCGAAAGGAUUGCUUAAACAAACACAAAUACAUUCAUACAAGAAAGAUAUUAUAUCACUGUGAUAUCUGUGACAAAUCAUUUUCUGAAAAUCAUGUCUUCAUGAAACACAAGCAUAUUCAUACAGAGAAUAAGAUAUAUCGUUGUGAUACUUUUGAUAAAUCAUUCUCUCAAAAUGAGGAUUUGACUGCACACAAGCGCAUUCAUACUAAGGAGAAACCUUAUCAGUGUGUUAUCUGUGGUCAUUCAUUUUAUGAUGGAAGUACCUUAACUAAACACAAACGUACUCACACUGGAGAGAAGCCAUUUCGUUGUGUUAUCUGUGGUCGGUCAUUCUCUGAAGGAAGUAGUUUGACUAAACACAAACGUAUUCAUACAGGAGAGAAACCUUAUGAGUGUGACAUCUGUGAUAAGUCAUUUUCUCAAUCUCAUCACUUAACUAGUCACAGACGUAUUCAUACAGGCAAGAAAUCCUACUUUUGUGAAAUUUGUGGUAAGUCAUUCUCUCAAAAUGAAGGCUUAACUGCACAUAAGCGUAUUCAUACAGGAGAGAGACCAUAUCAGUGUGUUAUCUGCGAGAAGUCCUAUCACUGUGAUAUCUGUGAUAAAUCAUUCAAUGAAAAUCAUGUCUUCAUGAAGCACAAACAUAUUCAUCCAGGGAAUAAGAUAUAUCGCUGUAAUACCUGUGAUAAAUCAUUCUCUCAUACUGAUGAUUUGAAUGCACACAAGCGCAUUCAUACUAAGGAGAAAUCUUAUCAGUGUGUUGUCUGUGGUCAAUUAUUCUCUGACCGAAGUACUUUAACUAAACACAAACGAGAGAAACCUUAUGAAUGUGAUUUCUGUGGCAAAUCAUUCUCUCGAAAUGAUCACUUAAGUGCACACAAAUACAUUCAUACAAGGGAGAAGCCAUAUCAUUGUCAUAUAUUCCAUUCAUCCUCUCCAAAAAGACAGUUUACUACACAUCAUUUCCCUGAUUCGAGUAAGAACACUGUUGAUUACACUUUUGAGCAGCAGUGCCAAUACGUCUUGUACCGGCAAUGCAUUGACAAAAAGGCAGGAGAGGAAGAACAUUGUCUGGGAGAGGAUGAACUACUAAAUGAUCUUCGACGUGGAGAAGAAUUCCAUGAAACACGUAAGAGUUUACCUUCUAUGGUUAACUCCAGAAUGGCCUGUAGUGUUGCCAAUUGCAUCGAACUAUGCUCUGACAAGACAGGUGCUACUGAAGAUGAAGAAGAAGAAAUAGUAGCAGGUAGCAGGGCAGAUGUGGUAGCAACACUUUUUGCCAAUGCAGUUCAAUGUCCAGUCAGCAGAGGAAGCCAACCGGUCCACAAUACUGACCACUGUCAUUGA
This is a messenger RNA of Octopus bimaculoides (California two-spot octopus), 1497 nucleotides long. RefSeq lists its product as uncharacterized. Gene Ontology annotation, biological process: regulation of transcription by RNA polymerase II. Gene Ontology annotation, cellular component: nucleus. Gene Ontology annotation, molecular function: sequence-specific DNA binding; DNA-binding transcription factor activity, RNA polymerase II-specific. The record is from RefSeq and is a predicted model, not a curated record. Lineage: Eukaryota; Metazoa; Mollusca; Cephalopoda; Octopoda; Octopodidae.